AUGCAAGGUAGCCCACAAGGGAAGUACGUCAUUUUCGGAAAUUUCCGUGACUCAACUUCGGAAUAUUCACCAUUAUCCUCACAACUUCUCAGUACCUUCCUGCAGUCCGUUUCGCUUGAGUGUGGACUCGAUUCAAUACCUACGCAUUCCACGAACAAGCUCCACAAAACCGUUUACAAAACGGUCAACUUCCCAUGGAGUACCUUAAUCUGGACCAUUUGGCGUUCCACAAAACCGCUUUCAAAAUGGUUAAGGCCUUGUGGAGCCCCAAACUCCCUGAAAACGGACCACCAAACCGUUUGUGAAAUGGUUGAGGCCUCGUGGAGCACCUCAUUCUCAUCUGUUUGGCAUGCAUGUGGGCUCGUUCGGAUACCCCCAAACUCCAUGAAAAUAGUCCACAAAACCGCUUUCAAAAUGGUUAAGGCCUUGUGGAGUACCUUAAUCUGGACCAUUUGGCUCGUUUCGGAUAGCCCCAAACUCCCUGAAAACGGACCACCAAACCCACCUCAUUCUCAUCUGUUUGGCAUGCAUGUGGGCUUGUUCGGAUACUCCCAAACUCCAUGA
This is a messenger RNA of Laccaria bicolor S238N-H82, 564 nucleotides long. RefSeq lists its product as uncharacterized. The coding region runs from base 1 to 564 and encodes 187 amino acids. The record is from RefSeq and is a predicted model, not a curated record. NCBI's taxonomy places the organism in Eukaryota, Fungi, Basidiomycota, Agaricomycetes, Agaricales, Hydnangiaceae. The transcript has 8 exons.